This is a messenger RNA of Vicia faba (fava bean), 1257 nucleotides long. The record is from the annotation of a GenBank genome assembly. Lineage: Eukaryota; Viridiplantae; Streptophyta; Magnoliopsida; Fabales; Fabaceae.
AUGGGUUUUGAUUUGAGACAAGUAGUUGCUGGUAUCCUCACACUCACAAUGUUUGUCAUGCUUAUUCAUAUGAUUAAAAGGGAUCAUUUUGAUUCUGUUCAAGAUAAAACAUUUCCAGGAACAGACGAUGCAACCUACGAAACUGUAAAGAUGGAUGCUACACAUGUAACAAAGAAUAUAGGACUUUGGAAGGGAGAUACCGACGAGUUAAAACCGUGUUGGGUUAAGCCAUCUGGAGAUGAAGUGGAGCAGACGGAGGGAUUUGUUACCUUUUCAUUAACCAAUGGCCCCGAGUAUCAUAUAUCUCAGAUAGCGGAUGCGGUGAUUGUGGCUAGAAGUCUCGGGGCAACACUUGUAGUCCCUGAUAUCAGAGGAAGCAAUCCUGGGGACAAGAGGAAUUUCGAGGACAUUUAUGAUAUUGGUGUGUUCACAAAAAGCAUGGAAGGAGUUGUCAAAGUGACAAAGGAACUUCCUACUCAAGUAACAACAAAUAAAAUUGCUGCAGUGAAGGUCCCUAAUCGGGUUACCGAAGAUUACAUAGCUAGACACGUGGAACCAAUCUAUAGAUCAAAGGGAAAUGUAAGGCUAGCGACUUACUUUCCUUCAAUAAACAUGAGAAAGUCAGGGAAAAAAGGUGACACCGAUUCCAUUGCAUGCUUAGCAAUGUAUGGAAGCUUGGAGUUGCAGCCGGAAAUGCACAACCUUGUUGACUCAAUGGUUGAAAGACUCAGAACUUUAAGCCGAAAAUCAAAUGGUCAAUUUAUAGCUGUUGAUUUGAGAGUUGAGAUGUUGAACAAGAAGGGUUGCCAAGGAAAUGAUGAUAGUGACGGUGAGAAGAGCUGCUUCAAUCCACAGGAGAUUGCGAUGUUUUUGAGGAAGAUCGGAAUUGAUAAGGAUACCACAAUUUACGUGACACAAUCAAGAUGGGAUGAUAGCCUUGAUUCUCUUAAGGAGUUUUUCCCUAAAACUUACACAAAGGAAUCCAUCAUGCCGGCGGAUAAGAAAGCGAAGUUCCUAGACUCGGGAGAUUCUGAAUUGGAGAAUGUGAUUGACUUUUAUAUUAGUACCGAAAGUGAUGUUUUCGUACCAGCAAUUUCAGGUCUAUUGUACGCAAACGUAGCUGGUAAGAGAAUUGGUUCUGGUAAAACACAAAUAUUAGUUCCGUCGGAAAUCUCAGAUUCAUCGGCUUCAGCCUCAAGUUUCUUGUCCCCUUAUAUCUCAAAGAAAAACCACUUUGCAUAUUCUUGUUACUGUUAG